AUGGCGGCUAGGGACCGCUUCGGUGCCUAUGCUGAGCCGGGGCAAUCACCGCUCCAGCGGGCAAUUCGCAAUGCAUGCGACCCACAAAACUACGAGCCCAAUCUGGCCCUGAACCUCGAAGUCGCUGAUCUGGUCAACUCCAAGAAGGGCAAUGCUCCUCGUGAAUCGGCUGUCGAGAUCGUACAUCUGAUCAAUUCGCGGAAUCAGAAUGUCGCGUUGUUGGCGCUAUCGCUCCUCGACAUCUGCGUAAAGAACUGUGGCUAUAAAUUCCACCUACAGAUUAGUACAAAGGAUUUUCUCAAUGAAUUGGUUCGAAGGUUUCCGGAGCGGCCACCUAUGCGCCCCUCGAGGGUCCAGCAUCGCAUUUUGGAGUCGAUCGAGGAGUGGCGUCAGACCAUCUGCCAAACAUCACGAUAUAAGGAGGAUUUGGGAUUCAUUCGGGAUAUGCAUCGGCUCUUGCUCUACAAGGGCUAUGCGUUCCCUGAGGUUCGUCGCGAAGAUGCGGCUGUGUUAAAUCCAAGUGACAAUCUUCGUUCUGCCGAAGAAAUGGAAGAAGAAGAAAAGGAGGCUCAAUCCGCUAAGCUUCAAGAGCUUAUUCGGAGAGGUUCACCUGCAGAUUUGCAAGAAGCCAAUCGCCUAAUGAAGGUCAUGGCAGGAUAUGAUAACCGGCACAAGACUGAUUAUCGGGCAAAGGCCGCCGAGGAGGUUUCUAAAGUACAACAGAAAGCCAAGAUUCUCGAGGAGAUGCUGCAGAACCAACAGUCUGAACAGGGUAUUCCCGAGGGUGAUGUGUUUGAAGAACUGGUCAAUGCCCUACAAAGUGCCCAUCCCAAAAUCCAGAGAAUGUGUGAGGAGGAAUCAGAUGACCCCGAAGCUGUUCACAAGCUAUUGGAAAUUAAUGACAGCAUACACCGCACGAUCGAGAGGUACAAGUUGGUCAAGAAGGGAGACAUGGAUGCCGCUGCCAAGAUUCCAAAGGGAACUCUGGGUACAACAACCGGCGUUUCUAAGAACGCUAAUAACGAAUUGUCUUUGAUUGAUUUUGAUCCAGAGCCAGCAUCUAAUGGAAAUGGCGAGGCUUCUUCUCAAGCUACCCAGGGCGGGAGUGCCUUAGAGAAUGAUCUAUUAGGUCUUUCUCUCGGCGAUGAAGGCCCUGUAACUGGUGGUGGGAUUUCUCUUGGUGGCGCCGCCAGUAAGUCUCCUUUAGUUUCGAAUUGGAAGAGACAAUUGACGACUAACCAUCCAAAUGCAGUGGGCUUCCCUCCGAUGUCCUCCGGCCCAACUCCGCCUCCCCAGCAACCACAAGCAGCACCAAAGACAAGCUACGACAUCCUUUCAGCGAUCAACUCUUCUCGACCUGUAUCACAGUCCUCCACCCCGGUUCCGGGACACUCGCCCCAGGUUCGCUCGACUGCGACGCCGCCGCAGCCGGCUGAUCCUUUUGCCUCGUUGGUAUCUGCUAGCCCUCGACCCACAGGCGGUGCUUUCCAAGUCCCUGCUGCUCAAAGCCAAGCUGCACCAGCUUCAUCAUCUUUACUUGACUUAAUGGGAGACCCAAGUCUACCAGCACAGCCCGCGGGACAGGCUGCUGCCAAUGAAGAUGAUGAGUGGAACUUCGCAUCCUCUCUCCCCCAAAGCAGCACGCUUCCUGCAACAAACCAGGUUCAGGUUCUGAGCUCACCGCUUCGCGUCGAAUUUCAGAUUCGCCGUGUGCCAAAUGCGCCGCGUCAGAUCUAUAUUAGGGCUGUUUUCUCUAACGUGACCAGCCAGCCAGUCGGGGAGCUUCAUUUCCAGGUUGCCGUGGAGAAGUCCUAUACGCUUCAACUCCGCCCGCAGUCCGGCCGAGAAAUCGCACCUCUCCAGGAGAACGGUGUCCAGCAGGACAUGCUCUUGGAUGGAAUUGACUCGGGCAAAGGCAACUCGGUGAAAAUUCGGUUCAAGAUCUCGUACAAGCUUGGAUCCGAGGCUCGUGAGGAACAGGGUAUGGUGCCAUCUUUGGGCGUCUACUAG
This is a messenger RNA of Penicillium angulare, 2010 nucleotides long. RefSeq names its product VHS domain protein. The transcript is spliced from 7 exons. The record is from RefSeq and is a predicted model, not a curated record. Gene Ontology annotation, molecular function: phosphatidylinositol binding; ubiquitin binding. Gene Ontology annotation, biological process: Golgi to vacuole transport; Golgi to endosome transport; protein transport to vacuole involved in ubiquitin-dependent protein catabolic process via the multivesicular body sorting pathway. Gene Ontology annotation, cellular component: trans-Golgi network. NCBI's taxonomy places the organism in Eukaryota, Fungi, Ascomycota, Eurotiomycetes, Eurotiales, Aspergillaceae. Bases 1 to 2010 code for a protein of 669 amino acids.